AUGACCAUUUUACCACUAUAUUUGCAUGAAGGGUUGAUUAAAAUUAUGGAGGAAAGUGUAAAGAUUGAUCAAAAUUUGUCCCCAAAUAAGCCGAUUGAUUUUCUUGGAGAAUCUUUUAAUCAUGUGCUCUACCGAUAUGACAGUGGUUUUGGUGUCUUGGGACUUCCCGUGGAUCAUAUUCAACAUUUCAGCUUGUUACCCGUUGUGCAAUUUGCGGGGCAACAUCCUGGUGGGCUUGGAGUUCCUGCUGUUGGCAUGGCGUUCCCUGGCUAUGUUACUCAGCCCAAUGGAAUGGGGAAUUCAGAAAUGACAUGGCUACUUAUUUUGGCUGGUGCUGCUGGGGCUUUUGGUUGCUUCACCUUAUAUCACAAUCGAUGGUGCUUAUCAUGCUAUGCCAUCUGGCCAGACCUCUGCAUUGCCUCCUACAAGCUAUCAUGGCAACCUUUAACAGUAGUUUUGGACAGGCACCUUCUUGCAAAAGAUAUCGUGUACAUGUUCUUCUGCUGCUAUUGUGGAUUCAGGAACAUCCAUGCUUACUGUUCCAACUGUAUGUAUCUCACGUGA
Lactuca saligna is the source of this 564-nucleotide messenger RNA. Lineage: Eukaryota; Viridiplantae; Streptophyta; Magnoliopsida; Asterales; Asteraceae. The record is from the annotation of a GenBank genome assembly.